CCAAGAAAUACACGCCUGAACAAUUAAGAGAAUGGGGCUGGGAUACUCGCUUAUUAGGAGAUAAUGAAAGUGCUCCGUUAACCGAUUUAGAAAAAAGAAAACCGCAAGAAGCGGCACCCAAUAAGCAGUCCCAGUCCGAAAAUGCCGAGCAGUCAGCCGAGCAACAAAAAAAUCUCCAAGAAGUAAUUGAAGAGACCAAAAGCCAAUUAAUCGAGCAAUUACAAGAAAUUCAAGAGCAAAUUAACGAAAGCAUUGCUCCUUUGGAAAAAACGACGGCUCCCCAAGAAGAUAGCGAAAGCGAAGAAGAAAAUGAGGAAUUAAGGGAAGAAUUGGAAAAAAAGGAAAUUAAAUUAAAAACCGAACGAUCCCAAGCCAAGGCUAAACUCACGAAAUCUCGUAAUAAACAACAAUCCUUACAACAACAAAAAGCCGCCACUAAAUCAGAAAUCAUUAAGGAACAAAAGAACCUGAAAAAAAUCGAGCAAAAUUUAG
Molecule: messenger RNA, 492 nt
Organism: Racocetra persica
Lineage: Eukaryota; Fungi; Glomeromycota; Glomeromycetes; Diversisporales; Gigasporaceae
Source: the annotation of a GenBank genome assembly